Molecule: messenger RNA, 9292 nt
Organism: Aricia agestis (brown argus)
Lineage: Eukaryota; Metazoa; Arthropoda; Insecta; Lepidoptera; Lycaenidae
Gene: Ufd4
Product: E3 ubiquitin-protein ligase Ufd4
Exons: 46
Coding region: 253-7365 (2370 amino acids)
Biological process (GO): anatomical structure development; protein K63-linked ubiquitination; proteasome-mediated ubiquitin-dependent protein catabolic process
Cellular component (GO): nuclear speck
Molecular function (GO): ubiquitin protein ligase activity; metal ion binding; protein binding
Source: RefSeq, a predicted model, not a curated record
CUUUGCAGUUUGCUGUUUUUUCUGUUUCUACUUUCUUGGUUUUCGUUCUAUUGUCGAUUGUCGUACCUAUGUCGUGUGUUUUUUGAGGAAUUUCUCUAGAUCAUUGAACUGGCUAUUUAUGUUUCUGAGACGCAUUUUGACGAAAUUCUAGCAAUUUGCUAUUGCUAGCAUAAUUUGUUUGUUUUGUGACUCGAUUCCAACAAAUCAACGUUAUGGCCUACUGACUGUGGAACAGAUAUCUAGCCUUUGAAGAUGGCGGAAGUGGAUCCGGAGACGCUGCUGGAGUGGUUGCUAACGGGGCAGGGGGAUGAGCGGGACAUGCAGCUCAUUGCUCUGGAGCAGCUAUGUAUGCUGCUCCUCAUGUCCGAUAAUGUGGACAGAUGCUUCGAAAGUUGCCCUCCACGCACAUUUCUACCUGCUCUGUGCAAGAUCUUUCUAGACGAGUGUGCACCUGACAACGUCCUAGAAGUUACUGCCAGAGCUAUCACAUACUACUUAGAUGUUUCUGCUGAAUGCACCAGGAGGAUUGUAGCAAUAGAUGGAGCUGUGAAAGCCAUCUGCAGCCGCUUACUUACAGUGGAUCCCAACAACAGAACCAGCAAGGACCUUGCUGAACAAUGCAUCAAGGUACUGGAGCUAGUGUGCACGCGCGAGGCGGGCGCGGUUUGGGAGGGGGGCGGGCUGCCGUCCGUGCUACACUUCAUAACGCACCACGGUACCUCCGUGCACAAGGACACCCUGCAUUCUGCUAUGGCGGUUGUGUCCAGGGUGUGUGGUAAAAUGGAGCCGGGAGACGCGCGCGUGGGCGAUGCUGUAUCAUCACUAUCGUCGCUGCUGCGACACAGCGACGCGCGUGUUGCGGACGCGGCGUUACGCUGUUUCGCCUCGCUCGCGGACAGGUUCGCGCGCGCGCACGCCGACCCCGCGCCGCUCGCCGAACACGGUUUGAUCGAAGAGUUGGUCCGUCGUCUCGGCGCCACAGAGAGCACAGAAGACAAGGGAUUAGUGACCUCUGUGUCGACCACUGUCAGCCUGCUGUCCACACUGUGUAGGGGAUCGGCGCAGAUUACGCAUGACCUGGUGCGCCUGGAGCUGUGCGGCGCGAUCGAGGCGGCGGUGCAGGCGGACGAGCGCUGGUGUCUGGAGUGCAUGCGCCUCGUCGACCUGCUGCUAGUGCUGCUGUGUGAGGGCCGCCACGCUAUACAGACUAACACAAGUCGCGGUCUCGGUCCGGUCGCGGCGACGGGCGGCGGUGAGGGUUCGAGUCGCGGCGACAAGUCGCACCGACAACUCAUCGACUGCAUCCGCGGCAAGGACACGGAUGCGCUCGUCGCCGCCGUCAACUGCGGCGCCGUCGACGUCAACUUCACUGAUGACGUCGGCCAGACGCUGCUCAACUGGGCGGCUGCUUUCGGCACGAAGGAGAUGGUGGAGUUUCUGUGCGAGAAAGGCGCUGACGUAAACCGCGGUCAGAGAAGCUCUUCUCUGCACUACGCGGCGUGUUUCGGGCGGCCGGCUAUCGCCAAGGUGCUGCUACGGUAUGGCGCCAAUGCCGACCUGCGAGACGAGGACGGCAAGACCCCUCUCGAUAAAGCUAGAGAGAGACACGAUCAGGGUCACAGAGAAGUGGCGGCCAUACUGCAGUGCCCGGGCGAGUGGCUGGUGGUGAGCAAUCAGGAGUCGCCGGCGUCCUCCAACGAGGACGACUUCCCCGACACGGGUGAUAAGGAGAUGGCCGCCGUUUACUUGGAGCGUCUGGUGCCAGUGUUCUGCGCGCGGUACGUAGGUGCGGGCGGUGCGGGCGUGCGGCGCGCGUGCCUGUCGCUCGUACGCAAGAUGGUGCACUACGCGCCCGCGCCGCGUCUGCGUGCGCUCUCCACCCCGCGUACCGCCGCGCUGCUCACGCGACUCAUCGCGCAGGUUCUUGACACACAGGAUGAGUGGUGCCGGCGCGGGCAGCGGUACCUGCGCAGCCGCUAUAUCCGGCCGCCCGCGGACGACGAUGACGGUCAUCUGACGGUCCUGGGCAUAGCGGAGGAGCUGAUGGUGAAGGCUUCGGACAUAUAUCUGGAGCAGUUCGCGCGUCUCGGCGUCUUCAGCAAAGUGGAGGCGCUGGCCGCCGCGCAGGCUAGCCCGGCGGACGACACCGCCGGCCAGUCAGGAUGGUCGCCGAGCGCUCUUGCAAGCGGUGUGGGUACAACGGGCGACGCAACCGCGCUAGUAGCGGGCGGGGCAUACGUAUGGGGGGAGUGGUCGUUAUGCCGCGGCCGCGACGCGCUCUACGUGUGGAGCGACGCGGCCGCUAUCGAGCUGAGCACCGGCUCCAACGGCUGGUUCCGCUUUCUGCUAGACCAUAAGCUCGCCACCAUGUAUAGUAGCGGCAGCCCCGAGCAUCAGACUGAUAACACAGAGAAUCGUGGAGAAUUUAUAGAUAAACUACAGAGAGCGAGGGCAUCCGUCAAAAAUGCUGUUCCCCAACCUAUAUUGUCGAAGCCUAGUAACACGAGACUCAUACUCGGGAACUGGGUGCUGUCUUGUAAAAAAGAAAAAGAGCUGCAUAUUCACAACACAGAUGGCCAGCAGCAAACUACGAUAUUGAGAGAAGACCUGCCAGGUUUUAUCUUCGAGUCAAAUAGGGGAACCAAACACUCGUUUACGGCAGAAACAUUUUUAGGUCCAGAGUUGGCCAGUGGCUGGGCGGAUCGCCGGCCGCAGGUCUCUAAUAGCGCUGCGCCUCAGAGCCGAGGACGACUCUCGGCCAAGACGGAGGCACAAAAGGCGCAGGUGUGCGAGCGCGCGCGCGGUCUGUACGCUCGGCAUUUGGCGGGCGCGGCCGGGCUUGCGCCGCGUGUGCCCGUUGCCCGCCUUCGUGCAGUGCUCGCGACGCUACAACGGUUAGCUACACAACCGGAGGGUAAUUGGCAAAAAGAGUUUAAAGAGUCAUUAGACCAACUCGCAGAACUCAUUUGCGGCGAAGAGCUUCUGUCCGCUUACGAACUACAAUCCUCUGGUUUGGCACCGGCACUACUACAAAUCCUUGCCCCGCAACCUUACGAGAGUGCCUUGGGCCAAUUAGUCGGAGAAUGGCUGAGCGCGGACGAGGGACGCGUGGGCACGGCGCUGGCGGCCCGACUAGUGGGUGUGCUGGAGAGCGCCGAGCGUCUGCCUGUGGUCGCGCCCGCAGCGGACGCGCCGCACGCGCCGCAAGCGCUACACCACCUCACGCGCCGCCUGCGCCUGCGCGUUGAGCGAGCCCACGACGACGCAGCAGACGAGGCCAACAACAACGCCGGCCGCAACCUCAAGGUGGAAGCGCUCACCACCGUGCGCCAACUCGAACGCUUCCUAGCUAAGUCCGUGGCCCGCCAGUGGUACGACAUGGACCGGGCCACCUUCAAUUUCGUGCAGCGGAUCAAAGCUGAGGCGCCGCUCACCUUCACAUACGAUCACGACUUCGACGAGAACGGCGUGCUGUACUUCAUCGGCAGCAACGGAGGAACGUGCGAGUGGGUGAACCCGGGCGCGCACGCAUUAGUCUCAGUGUGGUCGUCGGACGGACGUGCUCUGCCGUACGGCCGCGCCGAGGACGUGCUGUCCCGUGCUCGCGAGCCGCUCAACGUGCACACGAAUGAUGACAGACGCGCGUUCGUCGCGCUCGACCUCGGCCUGCAGCUAGUUCCCUCCGCCUACACGCUGCGACACGCGCGCGGAUACGGCCGCUCCGCGCUGCGCAACUGGCUCUUCCAGAUGUCCGCCGAUGGCGUGACGUGGACGACGCUGCUGGCGCACAGCGACGAGCAGGCGCUGCAGGAGCCGGGCAGCACGGCCACGUGGCGCGUGCGCGCCGAUGCGCCGUACCGCUACCUGCGCAUACAGCAGAACGGCAAGAACGCCAGCGGACAGAGCCACUACCUGUCGCUCUCCGGUCUAGAGGUUUACGGCAAGGUAGUGGGAGUUGUGGAAACGCCCCCUCGGCAAGUGGGCGGCGGCGGCGCGGGAGCGGCAUGCGGCGGUGCGCGCGCGCGUCGCUGGUCGCGCGGCGCUAGAGGCGUGUGCGCCGGCGCCCGCGUCACACGUGGCCCGGACUGGAAGUGGCGCGACCAGGACGGCGCCACCGCCACCGGCACCGUCACGUCGGACUUGCAUAACGGAUGGGUCGAUGUCAGGUGGGAUCACGGUGGUCGAAAUUCGUACCGCAUGGGCGCAGAGGGCAAGUUCGACCUGAAGGUGGUGAGCGGCGGCACGGAGUGCGCGCGCGGCGGACGCAAGAGCCACUCCACACCCAGUCUGCCAGACGCCACAGGCCCUGAACACCAGGUGUCAGUGGCAUCGACAGAACAAGCGUCAUCGGCGGACAACAUAUCGGAGGAGGUGGGCGGCAACAUGGGCCGGCCGCGCGCGUACCCCGCAGACCUCUCCGCCAUCAAUAACUCCACCCACCACAUUAACACCGACCUUGCUACAAUCGUAGAAUCUCUUACCCUCGGAGCGGAAACCAAUAACUGUAUGGACUUGGGCAACUCGUCCUACACUAAUAUGGAGCUUGGGCCGACGAGCAUCACCGACAUUACCAAACCGUAUCCUGCGAAGGAACCGCUGCCGGAAUCGACACUUGAGGCGGGCGGCGCGGGCGGCGCGGGCGGUGCGGGUGGAGCGGGGUCAGGCGAGGCGGCGCGCAACAGCGCCAACGCGCUGCUGUCCAGCGAGCUGCUUCAUUUACCCGCCGAGCUGCUGCAUACGCUGCGCAACAACGCCAACCGCCUGCACAUACAGUGCGAAGAAAACGAGGCAGGCGACAGUCAGUUCGAGCAUAAGAAGGACGCACAGGCGGGUGGUACCGGUACUAUGAGUGCCAGCGAACCCGAUCUCACGCAGCAGGGUGCUGCACGGCUGUUGGAGACGCUGGGCGUGGGUCGCGGCAGCGGCACGGCGCGGGGGGCAGGGCUGGCAGGGGCACAGCGCCCGCGGCCUAACCACUCGGCAGGGCUCUUCCCAAGUCUGGUGCGACUGGCGCUGUCGAGCAACUUCCCAGGCGGACUGCUGUCGGCGGCGCAGAGUUAUCCGUCGCUGGCGCCCAACGCACAAAACGCGCUUACGCUCUCGCUCACGUCUACGUCCAGUGAGAGCGAGCAGGUGUCCCUAGAGGAUUUCCUGGAGUCGUGCCGCGCGCCGACGCUGCUGACGGAGCUAGAAGACGAUGAAGAGGGCGAGGACGCGCUCGACAGCGACAAGGAGAACGAGCCCACCUACCACGAGGUAGUAUCGCGCAACCUUCUGUCACUGAUGGAGGAGGAGGCGCUGGAGGCGGUGUGCGGCGCGGCGGGGGCGGGCGGGGGCGGGGCCAGUGCGGGCGGCCGCGCACGCAAGCCCUGGGACGACGACUUCGUGCUCAAACGCCAGUUCUCCGCACUCAUACCCGCAUUUGAUCCGCGUCCCGGGCGCACCAACCUCAACCAGACUAUCGAUCUGGACGUGCCAUUGAAUGACGACUCUGACGCGGAGGAGGAGGCGGGCGCGACCGCUGCGGAUACCAGCAACAGCAAUGCAGCGCUGCCGGCCCUGCGACUAGUGCUGAGCGCAGGCGGCGCGUCUCUCCCGCUUGACCGCCCGCGCUGGACGCUCUACCGCGCCGUGCUAGCGCUGGCCUCCCGUACCCCAGCGGUAGACACCACGUACACAUUAACAUACAAAGAAAUAGAUGGAGCGGAUACUUUUGCCCAGUCGAGUGAUAGUGAAGACGAUGAACCAGGCGAUCCAGAGGGUGGCGUGUGCGGCGCGGAGGGUGCGGGCGGCGCGCACGUGUGUGCGUGCGUGCGCGCUCUACGGCGGCUGCGAGCGGCGGCGCCGGAGUUACCAGCGUCAGCGUUCGUGUCCACAAAGCUCACCAACAAGCUGCACCAGCAGUUGCAGGAGCCACUCACCCUUGCCGCCGCAGCCACGCCUAAGUGGUGCCAGCAGCUGAACGACUGGUGUCCGUUCCUGUUCCCGCUGGAGACGCGGCAGAUGUUCUUCGCGUGUACGGCGUUCGGCACUUCCCGCACCAUCGUGUGGCUGCAGGCGCAGCGGGAUAGGGUGCUGGACAGACAGAGAACGGGCAACACCGUGUCCCCGCGGCGCGCGGACCUGGAGGCCACAGAGUUCCGCAUCGGGCGGCUGCGACACGAGCGCGUGCGGAUACCGCGCGAACCCAACCUGCUGCGCUCCGCUAUGCAGGUGAUGCGCGUACACGCGUCUCGCAAGUCGGUCCUGGAAGUGGAGUUUGCGGGCGAAGAGGGCACCGGGCUGGGGCCCACGCUGGAGUUCUACGCGCUGGUGGCGGCGGAGCUGCAGCGCGCCGACCUCGCCAUGUGGCUGCACGACGCCGACCCCGCGCACACCGACGACGCCCCCAACCAUCUCACGCUCGCUGACGAGAAGCCCCCGGGCUACUACGUGAUGCGCGCCGGCGGCCUCUUCCCCGCGCCACUGCCACAAGACUCUCCUAUCUGUGAUAAAGUUUGCAAAUAUUUCUGGUUCCUAGGAGUAUUUUUAGCUAAGGUUUUGCAAGACGGGCGACUAGUCGAUUUACCCUUAUCUGAGCCCUUCUUGCGUAUUAUGUGUGGUGAAGAAUUGAGUGAUGAACAUUUGAAGGAUGUCGAUCCAAUUAGAUAUAGGUUCCUACAGAGCGUGCUAAACGCGGCGGACACGUACGACACGUUAAUGAACGACGGCGCGCUGGCGGCGGACGAGCGGCGGCGGCGCGCGCGCGACCUGCGUGUCGACGGCGCGACAUUCAGCGACCUCGCGCUCACCAUGACGCACGGCGCGUACGCGCUGUGUCCCGGCGGCGAGGACAUCGAGGUGGGCCCGCACAACGCGCGCGCGUACGCGUCCGCGAGCGCGGCGUGGGCGGUGCGUGCGGGUAUACGGCGGCAGACGGCGGCGUUCGCGCGCGGCUUCGGCGCGGUGUUCCCCGCACGCCGCCUGCGGGCGUUCGCGCCGCACGAGCUCCGCCUGCUGCUGUGCGGCGAACGCGGCCCGCAGUGGACGCGCGACCAUCUGCUGCAGUACACUGAGCCCAAACUGGGUUACACGCGCGAGAGCCCCGGUUUCCUGCGGCUAGUGGAGGUGCUAGUGGAGAUGAGCGCUCGCGAGCGCAAGGCGUUCCUGCAGUUCGCGACCGGCUGCAGCAGCCUGCCGCCCGGCGGGCUCGCCAACCUCCAUCCCCGACUCACUGUCGUGCGCAAGGUGGACGCUGGCGACGGUUCGUACCCGUCCGUGAACACGUGCGUGCACUACCUCAAGCUGCCGGAGUACUCGUGUAAGGAGGUGCUGCGCGAGCGCCUGCUAGCCGCCACCCACGAGCGUGGCUUCCAUCUCAACUGAACCAGAGAAAGAGAUGGAGAGAUACCUCUCUUUCCUUCUACAGUGCUAGUUCAUAUGCCCAUGCGCGCCGUAUCGCAGAGAUAUAAGCUCUAGAUCUAUCUAAUUGGUAGCUACAACAUAGUCGGCCCGAUAUUCUAAAACAUUUAAAUAGAGAGAAGAAAUUCUCUCUUACAAUCAAUUGUUAUUAUCGCGUUAGAAUUACAGAAUGAAAGUAAAACUAUUAACCGCUUUCUGUUUUGAUAGACUCUUGAAACUAGGGCCAUUGCAGACCAGUUUAUAAGUCCGAUAUAGCAAUAGGAAUGAUGAAUGUAACUUAUUGAUCAAAUUACAUUACUUGGCUGUAAGUUUUCUAUAUAACAUAAAUAGAAGUCGAAGUCUGGCAUUGAUGUAUGAAAUCAAACUAAAACCAUUGAAAAUGCAGUUACUCUUCAUUCCAAACAUAAAUAUCAGUAGCAUGCCUACAGAGUAUUGCUAUGUCGACUUAUGAUAAGUAUGUAAGGCUUAGUUGAUAUUAAUAUUUCACGCAACUAGACAAUUCAUACAGCAUACUCCAUGCGUCGCCUAGCGAUAUGCAUACGGCUUGAUUAUAGCCUAUUUAGAGUUGUGUCCCCUUGGAAUAAACGAAAGUUAGCCUUAUGUGCUUGACAUAAAACUUCAGGUGAAAUAACUCUUACGGGCUGAACAGUUAAUCACAUAUUAUAUAGCUAAUAUAAUUGUCUAUAUAUUACCUAAUAUUUUUCAAUACAUAGCUACAUUUUAUACACUUAAGCAAUGUAGCCUAUAAUGAAGCAAUAAGAAUAAGUAUAUUGAUCUUUUCGAGUAUAAUUAUAAUAAAAAUGUGGAGCGCUAGUUGAUAUAUUAAACUAUUUUCCGUAUACAUAAAUUUUAUGAAAGAUGUUUUGCUCUAAAAGGAGUCCGCUAGAUCCAACUGUUGCUAAAAAUUGGUAUACGAACGCUUUGCAAAAUAUAUUGGUCUGUUCUCAAUACGUCCUAACUCCUAACCUCUUAGUAUACUCUCACUGGUUACUACUACUAUUGAAUAGGUAUCGGUCUACACUUUGAUUGACGAUAUAGAAACUGAAUAUUCGUAGAUAUAUGCAAUAAUAAUGUAUUACUAUCAACGAGGCUUGUCGUUUAAGACUUAAUAAAAGUGAGUUAAACAUAAAAUUUUUGUUUUCUAUAUUUAGUUUUCGUGAUGUUCUAUGGAUUAUAUAACUUAAGGAAUUGUGGUUGCUUACUUUUCUUUUAACCUAACGGAGGUUCGGUGGGGAGACUUUAUUUACAAUGUUUGAUAUAUUAUAUGGCGGGCUUUAAGCCAGAAGGGCGUAUAAUAAUAAAAAAGUCGUUUUUUUACCAAGAUAAUAGAUGUAAGUGCAAUAUUGGGAGUUUUGGAAUAGUUAAAAUACAAAAGAUCAUAGUACGUAGUACUUUCAUAGACACACGCAAAUUUUCAGUUGUAGAAACCUCUUUUCUACUUAAAAUAAACUACUUUUUUUACGCCCUUCUGGCUUGAAGCCCGUGAUACAAUAUGCUAUAUAUGUAAGAGUAAUCAAUUUUAUUAUGAAAUGUGAAACCAUAGGCCUCUUUUUACUUUACUAAUGAAGUGCCCGCAUGUUCAAAAUCGUUAGACGCAAAUUUUUCUCAUAAAGUAAUGCUGUAGAAUGCGAUGUAUACGCUUUAGGAAACGUGCAUAUUCAAAAUACAUUGAUUGAUGAGAUAAAUUUAAAUUAAAAGGAUGUCUAUGGUUUUAAAUUGUGAGAUAGAAUGAUUUGAUGAUAUUUUUGAAUAUCUUAGCAUUGCUAAUAGUUGCAGUUUAUGACAUAUUUUUACUAAUAUGGCACAGUAUCACAUAUUUUUUUGAAUUAACGAUACUUUCUACACAAAGCUUUGUUUUCUAGUAACCAAUAAAGUAAAGUUAAAUAUUUUG